UUUUUCUUUCUUCAUCUCUAGCUCUCUCUUUCUCAUUCUCUUUCUCUCAUACUCUCACCUUGUCACACUUCUCUUGGGCAGUGGUGGAACUUAAAGCUUGCUUCGCCCAAGAGAAGUGUGAACAAGAAAUGCUACAGUGUUCUCUACUUGUAGAGAAGCAGUGUAGGAAUUCUAAAAAAAAGGGAGAUGGAGAAGUUGUUGGAGUGGGUUUUUGAAGUGUUUUAUCUCUAAAAUUGGCUUUAAAGAAGCCAUUGGAGAUUCUCUGAGGUCAGGUGUUCCUGGGAACAUCCUGGACUGAACAUGACACUGCCAUUGCUUCGUAGUAAUGACUACUUUGAGAAUUCAUGAAGAAGACAAUUAUUUAUAAUGCACAUGUCGAAUGAAGCAUGUAACACAUUGUGAAUAGUACUUAUUAAACCCAUGACCGCACUUUCGUCGCAACAUCAGUUUAGUCCCCCUUUCCGUACAUGAAAAUGUGGGAAAUUGAUUUAAUAAUAUUAUCAUCUUCCAUUUGACACUAUUUCGAAUCAAUAUGUUUGACUGACUGGCUAUGUUAUAAUCUGCAUGUGCUUGUUUGUAAAUUUUCCAUCGGUGAUGGUUUUGUUUUGUCUUUGUAUAACGAUGACGUCGAUGAGGGACCACCAACAGGAAUACUGGAUGGAACUUGCUUGGACAUGAACUGAUGUUUGAGAUUGGCCCCUAGUAAUCAUUGUAUAAAUGUGCUACUUAGAGCAAGGGAAUUACUUGACCUCAAAAUUUUUAUUUUGAGAGAGACAGAGAUGGUGAGAGCUCCCUUCUAUGAUAAAAAUGGACUAAAGAAAGGUGCAUGGAGUGUAGAAGAAGAUAAUAAAUUAAGAGCUUAUAUCCAGAGAUUUGGCCAUUGGAACUGGCGGGAACUUCCCAAAUUUGCAGGUUUAUCGAGGUGUGGGAAGAGUUGCAGACUGCGAUGGAUGAACUACCUCCGGCCAGGUGUAAAACGAGGAAACUACACAGAAGAAGAAGAGUGUAUGAUCAUCAAAUUGCAUGAAGAACUAGGCAAUAAAUGGUCUAUGAUUGCGGCAAGCUUGACAGGAAGAACAGAUAAUGAUAUAAAAAACCACUGGCACGCUCACCUGAAGAAGUGCACCAAGAAUAAUCCUACAAUAUCCAAGAUGAAAACCUUGUCCAAUGAAGCUUACCAGCAUGAUGCUGAUAUAGCUAGGAAAACGGAAAUUGACAAUUUUGUAAGCAGUUCUCCUUCUUACCAAGUUAUGGAGAGCUCCCAAUUAUCCUUAGAAACGUCUUCCAAUGAAUUCCCCUCCUUGAGUUUUGAUAAUGCUCCUUUAUUCGGCAUAAAUUGGAUUGCAGAAGAUAAUCUCACUACAUUGGAAACACUUCAACAAUCGUUUAGUGACUUUUGGACUGAGCCCUUUAUAAUGGACAAUACCUACGACCAGAAUAAGUAUCCAGUAUCCUUGGCAAAGGGAGGAUUUUGUACAUCUCAACCAUGCUACAAUGAAGGCAAAGAUUCCAUCUUCAUGGCUAUGCAAGAAGUAAAGAACUACCAGGGAAUUAAUGAAGAUCAAUAUUUGCUGAACUAGUGUGUUGGCACAUUUUCAUAUUAACUGAAUAAAUGAAAUAUUUAUCGGUGUGCGUUUCAAAACUGAUUAAAAGCUAA
This is a messenger RNA of Quercus lobata, 1657 nucleotides long. RefSeq names its product transcription factor WER-like. NCBI's taxonomy places the organism in Eukaryota, Viridiplantae, Streptophyta, Magnoliopsida, Fagales, Fagaceae. The coding region runs from base 780 to 1580 and encodes 266 amino acids. The transcript is spliced from 5 exons. The record is from RefSeq and is a predicted model, not a curated record.